Molecule: messenger RNA, 2544 nt
Organism: Larimichthys crocea (large yellow croaker)
Lineage: Eukaryota; Metazoa; Chordata; Actinopteri; Sciaenidae
Gene: slc35g1
Product: solute carrier family 35 member G1
Exons: 5
Coding region: 275-1498 (407 amino acids)
Biological process (GO): calcium ion export across plasma membrane; regulation of cytosolic calcium ion concentration
Cellular component (GO): endoplasmic reticulum membrane; plasma membrane
Source: RefSeq, a predicted model, not a curated record
AUAAAGGCAGCUUAAACAUGUGUAAGUUUUGGUUUACGCCCACUCCUAUGGGCGUAAACGUUUCGGUAAUGUUUUAGUUCAUGUUUUAUUUGUCCCGCAGAGUUGGUUUAGGUUCAGUUCUGCCCCCCUGUGGGUAAAGUAACCACCGCAUGGGAGUUUGUAUCCUGCCAGCAAGGUUAGUCAUUAACCUUCUUCUCAGUCACUCAGGGCACCAAAGAAAGGCGGACAGCACUCCAGUCCGAGGCAUGCUGUCUCUCAGCCGUCACAUCUUACCAUGGGCGACUGUAACCACCACUGUAACCACGAGUCCGAGGACGACGUUACCGUAGUGUUUCACAAAGUUGACAGAGGCGGCGACGACAACGACGACGACGACGACAGCGGCGAUAACGAGCGACAGGCGACAGAGUGGAUUCACUUGCAAAGCAACUGUCGUGUGUCGUGUGAUGACGAUGAGGAGGAUGCUCGGGAGGAAACGAGAGGAAGCGAACAUUCACCGGAGGGGAAAGCUUCGCUAUGUCCGCCGGCGUUUUGCGUCAGACCCGCAUCCAGGGAAGAAAAUGCACGUGAAGGCCAAGAAAAACCAAAGAGAUGUCCGGGUCUUGGUUUGUUCUAUGCUUUUCUGUCCACAGUUUUCUUCUCCAUCAUCACCCUCUUGGUGAAAACCAUCGAGGGAGUCCACGCCAUAGAGAUCAGCGCCAUACGCUGCUUCUUCCAGAUGCUCUUCACCAUGCCGUUACUCAUCUACCACAAGACAGGUUUCCUUGGUCCCAGAGAUAAACGUAUAUACCUGGUGCUUCGCGGUUUCAUCGGUUCCAAUGCCAUGAUCCUGCUCUUCUAUGCUGUUCAGCAGAUGCCGCUGGCAGAUGCCACCGUCAUCAUGUUCAGCAAUCCGGUCUUUACCUCCCUCCUGGCCUGGAUCUUCCUGAAGGAGAGGUGUACGAUCUGGGACUGUGUUUUCACCGUUUUCACCAUCACCGGAGUCAUCCUCAUCGCCCGACCACCGUUCAUCUUCGGGCAGCAUCUCCGUGGCAUCGAGGGAGACUACACUAACCACAUCAAGGGAUCAAUCGCUGCCUUUGCCGGAGCUAUCGGAGCUGCUUUUACAUUCGUUGUCCUUCGCAAGAUCGGGAAAAGCGUCCACUACUACCUCUCUGUCUGGUACUAUGCUGUCAUCGGUUUCAUCGAGUGCAUCAUCACCGUGUCCAUCCUCGGGGAAUGGAAAAUCCCAUUCUGCGGCCGUGAUCGCUGGAUGCUGAUGUUGAUUGCAGUCCUGGGUAUCGCCGGCCAGACCUUCCUCACAAAGGCCCUGCAGAUUGAAAAGGCCGGCCCUGUGGCCCUGAUGAGAACUAUCGACGUGGUGCUGGCAUUCACCUUCCAAUUCAUCUUCUUUAACCGCGCGCCGACCUUGUGGAGCCUCGGCGGGGCGCUGUGCGUGGUGGCCAGCACUAGCGGAGUAGCACUUAGAAAGUGGUGCAGCUCCUCUCGCAAGAGCUGAAAAGGAGAGGCGACAUAGUAUACUUUAGCAUUACUAUUUAUUCUUUUUUCACUACCAUAUGUUCUUGAUUCAUUCUGUAUUUUACUUGUUAUUUACAUGCAAACCUGCUGAAGAGGUUUGAGCACAGUGCAGAUUUAAAAGCAGAAAGAUAUGACAAUCUAGUAAGGGUCAGUUAUAAGCUUAUGAUAGUUUUAAAAUCCUGUACAAUCUAUACACGUUGAUUCCCGAGAGUCAACCUCUGUAAUUUAUUGUUAUGCAUUUAUUUAUGUGUAAAUGAACACAUAAAUAAGAGGAGAGAAGAACUGUCGCCGCCCUCCGAACCGUAUUCUUCUCCCCCUGGAGCCUGUGUGGCUAACUAGCUGCCUAAUUAACAGAGAUUUCCUAUUUUCUCCUUAAUGAAAAAGUGUAAAUGAGGCCGAAAGUUGAAUUUCACCAUAACGAAGCAGUUUGAUGAAGGAUGUGCUCGGUCCCAUUUUCACUUUUUCUUUAACCUGAAUAAAAUAGUAAGGUUUAAGGACCAACUAAAAGAAAAGGCACACUACAUAUUUCAUUUUAAUGUGGUAUGUAGGUGCUGAGUAUCUGCACAGAAUAUAUAUAUAUAUAUAUCUUUGUGGUGGUUAAGAUGCAACUAUAACUGUUUUUUUUAGCAAACACUGCAAAAAAGAAAUAUAAAAGCUCCCAUAACUGGUUACAAGUUUUUUUUACUUGAAAACAGAGUCAUGCUGUCGGAUUCUCUCAGGGAACUCUUGCCUAACUUCUUAUAACGUCCCCAAAUUUGAAUUUCGCCUGAAUCUAAAUCGACAUUCUUAUUUCUUUUGUGAUAUUUUACAUUUUGGAUUUUUCUUCCGUCACUUCUAUCUUUUCUAAUAUUUUAAAAAGAUAACGGAUAAUCAUUUCUUAACAAUAGAUUUCAAGUGCCUUACGUGGAGAACUUUAUCCUCCUGUUUCCCUUAGUGGAGCUGCUCAAGUAACCAGCAUCUUGUACUGGGCAAUGUAAUGUAAUUGCGCAUACUAAAAUAUGAAGUAGGGUGCUUCCUGCAAAAAAA